Messenger RNA from Phragmites australis (common reed), 1637 nucleotides. Its product is annotated as guanine nucleotide-binding protein subunit gamma 4-like. Lineage: Eukaryota; Viridiplantae; Streptophyta; Magnoliopsida; Poales; Poaceae. Bases 271 to 1458 code for a protein of 395 amino acids. The record is from RefSeq and is a predicted model, not a curated record. The transcript is spliced from 5 exons.
CUCUGCCAUUAUUGCCCACGCAGCGCAGGCCAUCCUCUCUCCUUCGCUAUAUCUACAUGGGGUCCUGCUCCUCGCUUUCCUCAUCCACUUCUCCCACCACCUCCUCUGCUUCCUCCUCACCCUCGUCCCGUCGCACGCGAGCGUUGCCCGUCCGCCCGCCUUCGUACGUCCACGCUCCCCCCCCCCCCCCAACCCAACACACACACCUCUUCCUCCUCCGGCACUCGUUAGGCUGCAGUAGUAGAUACUUUGCUAGUACAUGUGAGGUCGAUGCGGGAGGAGAUGGCGGUGGUGGUGGAGGCGCCGCGGCCCAAGUCGCCGCCCAGGUACCCGGACCUGUGCGGACGCCGGCGGCUGCAGCAGGAGGUGCAGAUCCUCAACCGCGAGAUUGAUUUCCUCAAGGAUGAGCUACAAUCACUCGAAGGAGUUCAACCAGUUUCUAGAAGUUGUAAAGAGGUCUAUGAAUUUAUUGGUACGAAACAAGACCCACUAAUACCAAUACAGAAGAAGAGGCACAGAUCCUGUCAUCUUUUUUGGUGGAUCAGAUCAAAAUUGUGCAUAUGCAUGUCAUGGUUUUGCUGUUCCUGUCAGUGCUUUCCUAAGUGCAAAAGACCAAGUUGCUUCGAUUGCUCUUGCUGCUCAUGCUCCAAUGAGUCGUGCUGCAAGCCAAGCUGCAAAUCAUGCAACAAGCCGUGCUGUGGGCCGAACUGCUGUUCCUGUUGCCACGCGUCCUGCUGCAAACCUGAUUGCUCAUCCUGUUGCCACGCGUCCUGCUGCAAACCUGAUUGCUCAUCCUGUUGCCACGCGUCCUGCUGCAAACCUGAUUGCUCAUCCUGUUGCCACGCGUCCUGCUGCAAACCUGAUUGCUCAUCCUGUUGUCCGAACUGCAGCUCGUGCUGCGAUCCAUCAUGCUGCAAACUUGACUGCAGCUGCUUCAAGAUCCCUUCAUGCUGUAAAAAAAUCAAGUGCAGUUGCAGCAGCCCAAAUUGCUGCACCUGUAGCCUCCCAAGCUGCUCCUGCUGCAACCCCUGCGGCAGAUGCAGACAGUGCUACUCAUGUUCUAACGGUUGCUGCGACUGCAAGCCAAACUGUAGCUGCUUCAACAAACAAUGUUGCAGUUGUGCAGAAUGCUGCUCCUGCUCUUGCCCUCGGUGCUCAAGCUGCUUCAGUUGCUUCAAGUCCUUCAAAUGCUCCAACUUAUUUGGGUGCCCCUGCAAGCAGUGCUUCAACUGCCAGUCAUCGUGCUGUAAGGGGACGCCUUCUUGCUGUAAGUGCCAGUCAUCGUGCUGCGAGGGACAAGAUGGCAGCACCUGCUGCUGCAGAUCAUGCUUCAGUGUUCCCAAACCGUCGUGCCCCGGCUGUUCUUGUGGGUGUGUUUGGUCCUGUAGGAAAUGUACAGAAGGAUGUCGAUGUUCUGGGUGCUGUAAUCCGUGCUGUGCCACUGGAUGCUUGUGUUAAAACUAGACCUUUUUCUAGUGGUUGUUUUCGUGCUUGUCAGAUGGCCUUCUGUUUCGUUCGAACUUUGAUAUAUGGAGUUUUCUGUAGAGAGAUGUCUCUCUUGCCAAGCCAUAGGGCGGCGAAAUUGAAGAGUGAUAGUCAUUGAGUAUAAAAUGAGUAUAAAAUAUAGAGGCUUUUAU